Messenger RNA from Aspergillus chevalieri, 1812 nucleotides. Its product is annotated as putative regulatory factor Sgt1. Bases 1 to 1812 code for a protein of 603 amino acids. Gene Ontology annotation, cellular component: nucleus. The transcript is spliced from 3 exons. NCBI's taxonomy places the organism in Eukaryota, Fungi, Ascomycota, Eurotiomycetes, Eurotiales, Aspergillaceae. The record is from RefSeq and is a predicted model, not a curated record.
AUGGCGCCCAUGUCGCAAGAGGAUAUCGAUUGGUUCAAAUCCACCUUUCGUCCUAUCCCGAAGCCCGAGCUCCCAGAUGAUAGCGUCGAAUACUCUCUAUACUAUCUCCCUUCUGACCCCGCCCCCGCCACCGUUGAUGAAGCCGCGGAAACGCGAUCGCGAUUAGUCGAAGUACAACGGUCCGCAGCAGAAUUGACAAGAGAGCUUUUGAAGGAUUAUAUCUGGCAGCGCGAUGGGUUCCGCCUCGAAAUCACCAAACAGGAUGGCAUCACCUCACUAAGCGGGCGUACGAAUUACGGAGACUCGAUCGAAGAUGAAUGGGUUAUUGUUUACCUGUUGCGUGAAUUGACAAAGAAGCAUAAGGACGUUUGGGCGCAAGUGGUUGACAGUGACGGUCAAUUUCUUCUGGUCGAGGCCGCCGGCGUGCUCCCUGCUUGGCUUGAGCCGGAAAUAGCAGACAACAGGGUAUGGAUCAAUCAAGGAGAACUCGUCAUAAUUCAGCCGAAGAACCCCUCGAAGAAGAGGGUGGCAGAGAAAAUCUCGCUUUCAGAAUCAAAGAAGAUCAUCACAGAGGAACCACAACGAUUUAUGCGCUCAGCUGUGAUCCAAAACGAAGCAUUUUACCGGCUACGGAACUACCCUAAACAGAUCAGCGAAAACCUCCACUCAGCAUUGGUGACGAUCCCCCGCAAGGUCGCUUUUCUCCUGCGUCAAAAACCAGCCUACAUUUCGGCGGCUGUCGAGGCAUUUUACCUGCGUGAUCCGAUUGCGCUGCGGCCUCUACGAGCUAAGGAUACUAGUGACCUACUUUUGAAGCCAGAAGAUUUUGUUACUGUUAGCAUCCGGUUCACAAGGGUUGGCUAUGCACAACUCAAAAGCCAAGACUUUCCAGCCCCAAAGGCUUGGAUGGGGACGUUGCCUUCAAAGGAUGACCUUAAGAACUACGAUCGUGCAGAGCUAGGGAUGAAGCUUUCUUGUGGAUUUGAAAUGUUACUCUCAGAUCCCCAGAACCAAGACAAGCCUGCCGUUAGGGAGAUCAAGCUUUUAUUGGAGGAUUUGGAUUCUGGCGACGAAAGUCUCCCUACAGACGGGGAAAUUGAGAAAUGGGAUAAGCGAGAGGAUGAUGAAAAAUGGCUGGAUAUCAGUUUUGAGGAUCUCGACAGGGAAUUGAAGGGCAAGAACAAGGGCCAAGGGAAUGAAGGCAAGGAAGAAGGUUCAUUUGGAGAUGCCAAUGCUCAAGAGAAUCUUCAGCGCAUUGUGGCUCGUUUUGAAGAAUUUCUGGGUGAUAACUCAGCCGGCUUUGACGGUGCUGACUUCAUUGAUGACUUCGGUUCUGACUCUGAUAUCGCAGAGGACGACGAUGAAGAAAUAAGCAGUGACGAAGAAAAAGAAGCUUCCACGGAUGAAGAAAAGCUCUCCCAGAUGAUGAAAGAAAUGAUGGGCAAAUCUUCGAUGCCCGGUCUCCAAAGCGGGCCAUCCUCUAGCAAAAGGGUGGAAGAACUGGACACUGACUCAGAAGAGGAUGAUACGGAAGCGAUACAGCAACUUUCCAGGCAAAUGGAAGCCGAACUGAAGGGUACAGGUGUGCUCGAUUUGAACCGUCCUUCCCAAAAAGUUGCCGGAAAGAAGGCCGUGAAAGAGAGCGAUAAGCAGGAAAAUGAGCAACAUGUUGACGAGGAUGAGGACCUUAACAUCAAUCUCGCCAAAAACAUAUUGGAGAGUCUUGAAGGUCAAGGCGGAGCUGCAGGUCCUGCAGGGAACAUGCUCUCUAUGCUGAACCUUCCUAUGCCGAAAGGAGAUCGCCAUGAAUAA